Messenger RNA from Gossypium raimondii (Peruvian cotton), 1033 nucleotides. Its product is annotated as succinate dehydrogenase [ubiquinone] iron-sulfur subunit 3, mitochondrial. Gene Ontology annotation, molecular function: electron transfer activity; 2 iron, 2 sulfur cluster binding. NCBI's taxonomy places the organism in Eukaryota, Viridiplantae, Streptophyta, Magnoliopsida, Malvales, Malvaceae. Gene Ontology annotation, cellular component: mitochondrion. The record is from RefSeq and is a predicted model, not a curated record. Gene Ontology annotation, biological process: tricarboxylic acid cycle; respiratory electron transport chain; aerobic respiration.
ACGAAACAAGAGAGAUGUCAAAGAGCUUGUUGCGCAACGGCUACAAUAAUGUAGCUCGGAUUUUAGGUAAAGACCGAAAACAGAAGCAAAAUUUUCCAGUGCUUGAAGGCCACCCAGCUGCUCAGCAACAUGCAGAAAUAGCAGUUGAAAGAAGUGGGGAAAUUCACGACAGAGUGAAGAAGCUUCACAAGGAGUUCAAGAUAUAUAGGUGGAACCCUGACCACCCCACCAACAACAAGCCCUUCCUCCAGUCUUACUAUGUAGAUCUUUCCAACUGUGGGCCCAUGGUUUUGGAUGCUUUGCAAAAGAUAAAAGGUGAGGAUGAUUCAAGCUUGAGCUAUAGGAGGUCUUGCAGGGAAGGGAUAUGUGGGUCUUGUGCCAUGAACGUUGAUGGAACCAAUACAGUGGCCUGCCUCAAGCUCAUUGAUGUGGACACAAGAAAGCCCACUGUUCUUACUCCCUUGCCUCACAUGUUUGUGAUCAAAGAUCUGGUUGUGGACCUCAAUUUCUACCAUCAGUACAGGUCAAUUGAGCCAUGGCUGAAGACCAAAAGAGCACCCGAAGAAGGGAGAGAAUACAGGCAAUCACCGGCAGAGAGGAAGAAGUUAGAUGGGUUAUACGAGUGCAUACUCUGUGCUUGCUGUAGCACAUCCUGCCCAUCUUACUGGUGGAACCCCGAGGAAUUUCUUGGCCCGGCGCCUUUGCUUCAUGCUUUUCGAUGGAUCUCCGACAGCCGGGAUGGUUUCUCUCAGGAAAGGCUUCAGGCUUUGACGGAAGAUCACAAAAGAUUGUAUAGAUGUAGGACGAUAAAAAAUUGCGCAGCAGCCUGCCCCAAAAGCCUGAACCCAGCUGAUGCAAUUCAUAAGAUGAAGACUAAGCAUGUGAUUUCUCAAGUAGUGGAGAAGGUUGGAAGCACGUAGCUUACAAACAAUAUUAUAUAUAUAUAAAAAUAAAAUUAGAAGUGGGAAAUGGGGUUAGUUGAUAUUGCUCCAUAAUACAGUAUACACACGUUUGUGUUACAUAGUUAUUUCUA